AUGUGCGUGAGCGGAUGUGCGUCUGUGUGUGUCGGUUUACAGAUGAGCGGAGAGCAGGGCCGCAAGACUCAAAGGGAACGGGCAGACCAAAGGCGGCUUGGGCGGCCCUUGGCAAGUCAGACGGGCCAGACCAGGAAGCUCAAGAGCAAAAUUUGUGUCCAAAGAAAAGGGGACAAUGUCACAGCGCAUGGACGAGAAAACAUGAAGGGGUGGGAGCUACUUGCCAGAAGAAAGCAGAGGAAGGUGGACAGAAAUGAGACUUGUGACGAUCCCAAUGCCAUUGACAUGAGAAAAGCAAAAAGAGACACUACUCCGCAAUACGUCUCUCUCUCUCUCUCUCGCCAAUUGGGGAAAAACCCCCCAGAACAAAAGUGUCUGGCCACGAGGCGGCAGGAAUUCUCAAUAGAACCCGAUAAGUGCAACUACACCGUACACAUUGCAUAUGUACCAAACUCAAGGUACAUGACUCCCUAG
Messenger RNA from Exophiala oligosperma, 474 nucleotides. RefSeq lists its product as uncharacterized. Bases 1 to 474 code for a protein of 157 amino acids. The transcript has a single exon. The record is from RefSeq and is a predicted model, not a curated record. NCBI's taxonomy places the organism in Eukaryota, Fungi, Ascomycota, Eurotiomycetes, Chaetothyriales, Herpotrichiellaceae.